Cadophora gregata is the source of this 2102-nucleotide messenger RNA. RefSeq lists its product as uncharacterized. Lineage: Eukaryota; Fungi; Ascomycota; Leotiomycetes; Helotiales; Ploettnerulaceae. Bases 807 to 1718 code for a protein of 303 amino acids. Gene Ontology annotation, molecular function: hydrolase activity. The transcript is spliced from 4 exons. The record is from RefSeq and is a predicted model, not a curated record.
UAUCCAGUCUUCAACAUCGGUAAUUGUUAAAAUGACAGAUUGAGCACCUUGUACAUCAGAUUUGUGCCCACAAAUAACCUCAUCUCUCCGUGAUACACCGUAAUACCAAAACGCCAACUCACCCAUCGUGUCGCCAAGCUCCAAACCUCCGGACCCGACGGAACGGGACCAACACCAGGUGCCUCCUCUCAGAGCGGAAUAAGGGCUACAAUUCUCACUCCAAACCCGCCCGUCCAUAGGUGACACCCGAACCCGAAGAUCUGGUGCAACCACACUCUGCAUUCCUGGGACUCUACCAAGGUAAAUCAUGCAGAGGGACCAAUGUUCGAUCACAUGCAUGUAACAGUGCGGAGUGGCAUUACAGUAGUGUACAUGAUGUAACACUGACUCAGUACCACCAAACGAUCCUUCUUGCCUACGUAUUUGUACUUGUACGUAGUUGCAGCCUCAAAAGUACUGCCUUGUUGUUCCGUCCUACCGCACCAGUAUUCGGACAAAGACAAGGGCAAGGCCAGCAGAUAAGGCGAUUCCGCAUCAUAUUGAAUUUACCAUUUCACAAAACCCUGCGUCGAUCAAAAAAGCUUAGCCGUAUUUGCUCCCAAUUUCCUCCAAUCUCCAGCUCCAGAUCGAUCCGAGCCCGAAGGAACGAUAAGACCCGGCAGAGCUUCACCUCAACCUCUCCCCUCCUUUGACUUCUCGAGCCAUUCCUUCUCCCACUCCGCUCCACAACCAAAACCCUCCCAGUUCCUCGAAAUCACAACUACAGACAACAAACGGCCCGCUUAGUGCAGCACCUCGAAGCAACAAUGACAGGACCUUGCGCAGACUGCUUCAAAGGCAGUAUCCACACCGGGACCCCCACUGGCACCGUAGCUGAGAUUCAUGGCCUCCAAACAUACAUAGCUUACCCUGAAGCUGGCGUUACACCCAAAGGCAUAGUCGUCAUGAUCACCGACGCAUUUGGGUACGAUUUCGUGAACAAUCGCAUGCUCUGCGACGUCUAUGCGAAGAAAGGUGGAUUCCUCGUCUACUGCCCCGAUUUCAUGAACGGUCACGCAAUGUCCUCGAAGUGUUUACUUCUAAUGGAGAAGCUCAUGGCGCCAGCCUCAAUUCUUACAUCCAUCAUCUACAAGCCCAUCUACGCCAUCCAAGCAAUGUACUACGCGCUCCCGUGGAUGCUCACCACCCGUCCAGGCGUCUGCCGUCCCAGAAUCCUCAAAUUCUUCCAAGACCUCCGCACCUCUCCCCCACCAUUUGAAACAACCUCCCUCAAAAUCGGCGUUUGUGGUUUCUGCUGGGGCGGUCAACACGUCUUCAUGCUCUCAGCGGACAAGCCCUCUCACCGCGUAAAGCGCUACACCUCCCAAGUCCCAAGCACCGCAACCUCCUCAAACUCAACCGAAGACGCCCUCCCCCUCAUCGACUGCGCAUUUACCGCCCACCCAUCCUUCGUCAAGGUCCCCAGCGACGUCGAAGCCGUGACCGUGCCCCUCAGCGUCGCAGUCGGCGAGACGGACAUGGCUAUGAAAGGACCACUGAUCAGACAGAUGAAGGAGAUCCUCGAGGUCAAGAAGAAGGGCGAUAAUGAGGUUGUGGUUAUGCCUGGUGCGAAGCAUGGCUUUGCUGUUAGAGCUGUGCCGGAUGAUGGGUUGCAGAGAGGUUGGGCGGAUAAGGCUGAAAAGCAGGCGAUUGACUGGUUUACGAAGUACCUUGCUUGAGCUUUGGGCUUCAGUUGUCUUGUUCUGGUUCUUGAAUCAAUCGGAACUGGAUGUCACGUUGCUUUUGUUUGCUGAGCUGAACUGUCCUGAAUUGCGUGGGUGUUGGGCGUUCUUUGGGUGGGGUAUAUCAUGGAUUCAUGUCUGGUCUAGUUUGGAGUUCUUCAACGGCCUGCUCUUCUUGGAGGGGAUCUGGGGAUCAAGUACCCAGUACUGAUCCACAGGUAGUCAGGAUACCUACCUAAGUCUAUGAAAGAUGGAUUGGGCUGACGACAUAAUGAAUGGGGCAUGGAUUUGAUGGGACAAUGAAAUUCUGCUGAAUGGCUUCCUACAUCGAGUUGCGUGUUGUAGGUAGCAAUCAAAACUAAUGAAUGAACAGUAAUUUGA